AUGUGCAAGCCACCGCUGCUCGACCGGGACAACCAGGCUCCCGCUGACGAGGCUGACGAGCCAGAGGACCUCCAGACCGCCUCGGAGGACUCGGCUCUGAAGCACCGGCUCGACCUCCAGACGGGCGAAGACGGGCUCUCUGAGGAGGAGGCGGCGCGCAGGCUGCUGCAGCAUGGGCGGAACGAGCUGCCGGACCUGCGCACGCCCAAGUGGCGUAUAUUCCUCGACGCCGUCUCUCCUCCGACGCCUGCGCCAGAGAGCCCAGAGACACCGCAUACUCUGCGCGCCGUGCAGGAGUGGCCCGACAUGAGCACCCUCACCGCGCUGCUCCUCCUCAACGGCUUCGUCGGCUUCUUCGAGGACAUGCGCGCCGGCGACGCCGUCGCCGCCCUCAAGGCGUCUCUCAAGCCCGAGGCGCAGGUCAAGCGGGCAGGCGCGUGGCGCAAGGCAGACGCCUCCCAACUCGUCCCGGGAGACCGUGUCGCCCUCGCCGCCGGCGCAAACGUGCCCGCCGACAUCCUCUUGGGUCGCGGGAUGCAGGUCCAGGUAGACCAGGCGGCGCUGACUGGCGAGUCGCUCCCUGUCUCCCUCGGCGAGGGAAGCCUGGUCAAGAUGGGCUCGACGAUCGUGUCUGGCGAGACGGAGGGGCUGGUGGCGCACACGGGCGUAAACACAUUCUUCGGCAAGACGGCGGCGCUGAUCGGGUCGACGCACGACGUGGGCAACUUCCAAAAGGUGAUCCUGCGCAUCACGCGCGCGCUCCUCCUCUUCUCCUCCCUCCUCGUCACCGCCGCCGUCACCUACCUCUCCCUCACCUUCGACGGAGAGGGCUACGGGGUCUGGCCCGCCGUCUCGUUCGGCGCCGUGCUGCUCGUCGCCUCCAUCCCCAUCGCGAUGCAGGUGGUCUGCACGGCGACGAUGGCACUCGGCUCGCGCCUCCUCGCCGCGAAGAAGGCGAUCGUCGCGCGGCUCGCGUCGAUCGAGCAGCUCGCCGGAAUGACCGUCCUCUGCUCCGACAAGACGGGAACACUCACCCUCAACAAGAUGGUGCUGCAGGAGGUGCUCUCGUACGCAAAGGGCGCAGACGACGCGGCCAUCCUCGCCCUCGCCGCCCUCGCCACCCGCUGGAAGGAGCCUCCCAAGGACGCGCUCGACACGCUCGUCCUGGGGGCAGAGUGCCUCGACACCGCGAGCCUCGACAGGCACGAGCAGCUCGACUUCACACCGUUCGACCCGAAGCUGCGCCGCACCGAGGCGACGCUGCGCGGCCCAGACGGUGGCGUCUUCGACGUCGUCAAGGGGGCGCCCGACGUGGUCCUCCGGCUGUGCGACGAAGCCAACCGCUCCUCCAUCGGCGCCGUCUUCGCCGCGAAGGUGGAGGAGCUGGCGCAGCGCGGCAUCCGCGCGCUCGCCGUCGCGAGGAGGCCCGAGGGGUGCGGGAUGGAGAUGGUCGGGAUGCUCACCUUCCUCGACCCGCCGAGGCCAGACACGAAGCGGACGAUCGAGCGCGCGAUGCAGCAGGGCGUCGUCGUCAAAAUGAUUACCGGCGACCACGGUGCCAUCGCGCGCGAGACGGCGCGCGCCCUGGGCAUGGGCGACGAGAUUGGCGCGUCGGACAGCCUGCCGACCAUCUUGCCGGGCGAGGAGGUGCCACGCACGCUCGGCCGCGACUACGGCGCGAUGAUCGAAAAGAGCGACGGGUUCGCGCAGGUCUUCCCCGAGCACAAGUUCCUCAUCGUCGAGGCGCUGCGCCAGCGCGGCCACUCGGUGGGUAUGACUGGCGACGGCGUCAACGACGCGCCCGCCCUCAAGAAGGCCGACGUGGGCAUCGCGGUGGAGGGCGCGACCGACGCGGCGCGCGCGGCGUCCGACCUCGUCCUCACCGAGCCGGGCCUGUCGGUCAUCGUCGACGCGAUCGUGAUUGCGCGCUGCAUCUUCCAGCGGAUGAAGAACUAUGUCAUCUACCGCGUCGCGUGCACCUUCCAGCUGCUCCUCUUCUUCUUCGUCGCCGUCUUCGCCUUCCACCCCCAGCAGUCCCCUCGCACACAGGUCGGGCUCGCGAUCCCCUCCACCUUCAACUUGCCCGUGGUCGCCCUCGUGGUGAUCGUGAUCCUCAACGACGCGACCAUCAUCUCGAUCGCGUACGACCACGUCGUCCCCUCGCCCCUCCCCGAGCGCUGGAACCUCCCCGCCCUCUUCCUCGUCGCGGGCUGGAUCGGCCUCGUCGCGUGCGGCUCGUCGCUGCUGCUGCUGCACUGGGCCCUCUCCUCCGAGGACCCGGGCUCGCCCAUCCGCCGGAUGGGCGUGCGCGAGUCGCUUUUGUACGGGAAGGUGGUUGCCAUGAUGUACCUCAAGAUCUCGCUGAGCGACUGGUGGACGAUCUUCGCCGCGCGCACCCAGUCCUUCUUCUUCACGCGCGCCCCCUCCAAGAUCGUCUUCGCCGCCGCCUCGGUCGCCACCCUCGCCUCGACCGGCCUCGCGGUCAGGUGGCCCUUCCCGGCCGAGCGCCAGCUGAUCGGCCUCGGCCUCGAGCACGUGCUCUUCACGUGGGCCUUCACGCUGGUGUGGUUCCUCAUCCAAGACGUCUGCAAGGUACUCCUGUACAAGCUCCUCUACACCUUCGACGUGAGCGGCAUCCGAACCGAGGCCGAGGCGAACGCCGCGCGGAGGGCCAAGAACGAGGCCAUCCUCGGCAAGCAGCCGAGCAAGAGGGGCGCGCGGGCCGGGGGAGCGCGCCGCAAGGCGAGGCGAGGCGAAAUGCAGCUCGCAGAGAUGCCGCUUGAGGUUGAGCUCGAGGUGUGA
Emiliania huxleyi CCMP1516 is the source of this 2802-nucleotide messenger RNA. RefSeq lists its product as hypothetical. NCBI's taxonomy places the organism in Eukaryota, Haptophyta, Isochrysidales, Noelaerhabdaceae. Gene Ontology annotation, biological process: proton export across plasma membrane; regulation of intracellular pH. Gene Ontology annotation, molecular function: P-type proton-exporting transporter activity; ATP binding; ATP hydrolysis activity. The transcript has 8 exons. Bases 1 to 2802 code for a protein of 933 amino acids. The record is from RefSeq and is a predicted model, not a curated record. Gene Ontology annotation, cellular component: plasma membrane.